Molecule: messenger RNA, 335 nt
Organism: Pelobates cultripes (western spadefoot toad)
Lineage: Eukaryota; Metazoa; Chordata; Amphibia; Anura; Pelobatidae
Source: the annotation of a GenBank genome assembly
AUGUCGGGUGAACAGAGUCACACCAAGAGUGAACGCGACCAGGCACAGGCAAAGCAUCUUAAAGGGACCUCCAAAGCACAGCGCAGAACACCGCCUUGCUCCCCGACAAUGACCCAGCCUAAGAGGAGCAAUGGCCAACUCAUCCACACAUGCAAGUGGCAGACCAAGAGGCCUAAAAUGGCGGCAACAGCAGCACAAAUCUACAGCCACAGCUACAGCCAACGAAUACACCGGCAUGUGGGAACCACAACUGGAGCCACAUUAUACAUACCGACUAGGUCCUCUGCCCUCACUGAGACUCUCUUCUCCUACACUGCUGGACCACAGGGAAUGCG